AUGACAUCUCCGAAGAGAGAACGGCGGCGGAGAUGGGCUCCAAAAGCGAGAACUGGUUGUGGAACAUGCAAGAUUCGCCGGAAAAAAUGUGAUGAAGUAAAGCCUCAUUGUCAUAGGUGUGUGAAAGAUAAAUAUACUUGCGAUGGGUAUAUCAGCCCCAAAAUUCGGGUGGGCAAUCUUCAGGAGAGGAGUUCCUCGCAACCUGAUGCUUCAACCCUCGUACAAUCUAAACCGCAGCCAUGUUCUACUGUCCUACCACGGAAGCCUUCCUCUCGCCGGGACUUCUCAAGCGACAAGGACCCCCACGCCCUUGACACUAGGAGCACUUUCUACACCACUGUGCCUCUCAGAGAGCCUUCCAAUCCCUGGAGUCAAGACCUGGAUCAACGCUGCGCAUGGGACUUCUUCCUGACUGUCGUUCCGCUGUUCUCAACCACCCGUUUGUGGCGUUUCUUCUGGCAGUAUACUGUUCCUCAGGUGGCGUGGCAAUAUGCAUCCAUUCGCCAUGCAAUGGUCGCUCUUGCGGUUGCAUGCAAUUCCAGCAUAUCACCCUCUGAUCGCACAGAACUGCUCGUGUUGAAAAGCAACCUCUCGAUCCGAGAGUUCACAGCAGAACCUGUUACUUCAGACAUCGCACUGAUUCUGUGUCGAUUGUUGACGUGCAUUUCUCAAUGCACAGGCGAGUGGGCUACAGCUGCGAUACAUGUGAGGAACGGACGGAAGAUCCUCAAAGAAGCGUGUCACGAUGGUCCUUAUCAGACUGAUAUGGUCAAAUUGAUGGCCCCAACGUUGCUAAGUGUUUCGUCAGAUGUGGGUGAGGACCAUGAAAUUGUCGAGAAAAUGUCACCAAAUAAGCGCCAAUCGUUCAUAUCGCUGAAGUUUAUUCGCAAGGAAUACGGAAGGUUAUUGACUUCUCUGCAUGAGGCCGACUGGCCACGCGUUGACGGUGAUACGAACGCCAUUUUGCUGUUAGGUUGGAGCGCAUUAACUAAUGCCAUCAACUCAGUGGCAUUCCCAGGUGUUCUCAAAUACUCCACACAAGAACCACUUACUCCUGUGUCACAGGUUCGAGCCACCCUGCUGGGCGCGGGGUCAUUCAUGGCUCUAGAUCAACUUGUGGAUUUUUCACUCUCAUUAUUCCGUCAUAUCAAUAACUAUUAUCUUGUCCCUAAUUUCAAGAAUCAGACAGGGCCUGAAAACUGGAGAUCCCAUCUCAGGUUGUGUGUGGACAACUGUGUGACUCAUGCAGCUGAGAUAGAACCACGAAUAACUGCUGGCACUUUCUGGCAUGCGGAAAACCCCAGUCACUGUACGGUGGAAAGUCAUCUGGGACGGAUGGGAAGAAUUAAGGACAAGAAACUUCUUGAACUGCAGGAUCCAGAUCCCGGACGGCCUCAGCGUUUAAUGGACGAUUUGGGGGAUGACAGAAGGGGUUAUUACCUCGAGCAUGUCUGCCCUUACCGCAGCGGCUUCACACCAGCUUUCGUUUAG
Exophiala aquamarina CBS 119918 is the source of this 1491-nucleotide messenger RNA. RefSeq lists its product as uncharacterized. The coding region runs from base 1 to 1491 and encodes 496 amino acids. The record is from RefSeq and is a predicted model, not a curated record. Gene Ontology annotation, biological process: regulation of DNA-templated transcription. Lineage: Eukaryota; Fungi; Ascomycota; Eurotiomycetes; Chaetothyriales; Herpotrichiellaceae. Gene Ontology annotation, molecular function: DNA-binding transcription factor activity, RNA polymerase II-specific; zinc ion binding. The transcript is spliced from 3 exons.